AGACGUCACGGUAGAGCACGUCGGUCCGUUACCGGAAGCCGGAAGUCGUCUUGGUUGUUUUUUCAAGAAGAAGAUGUCGGAGUACGAGUCUAUCCAGAAAGGACCCUUGAAGUUAAAAGGUGUCGGAGAUCUCAGUUUAGGAAAGAAGAAGAAAAAGAAAGACAAGGAUAAAACAAAGAUGGUGCAACAGAUUACGACAAAUAAGAAGACCGAAGAGGAGAAGAAGAAACCAGCUUUGGACAAAAGGACCAAAGCUCAGCUAGCGUUCGAAAAAAUGCAAGAAAAGAGACAAAUGGAGAGAAUAUUAAAGAAAGCUUCAAAAACCCACAAACAAAGAGUUGAGGAUUUUAAUCGGCACCUGGAUACCCUCACGGAACAUUAUGACAUUCCUAAAGUCAGCUGGACCAAAUAGAAGUCUCUCUCUUCAUUAUUUAUAUGGACUUUUUUUUAUCAAAUAUUUUCUUUUCUUCAUGUGUUUAUAUUCUUCACAAAAACAUCAAACCUUAAUUUUUAAUGUUU
This is a messenger RNA of Spea bombifrons (plains spadefoot toad), 519 nucleotides long. RefSeq names its product family with sequence similarity 32 member A (gene FAM32A). The record is from RefSeq and is a predicted model, not a curated record. Gene Ontology annotation, cellular component: nucleolus. The coding region runs from base 74 to 412 and encodes 112 amino acids. Lineage: Eukaryota; Metazoa; Chordata; Amphibia; Anura; Pelobatidae. The transcript has 4 exons.